AUAAGAUUAAUACGUUGAUUAUUUUCUUGUAAUCAUAAGGAUAUUGGAACUAUUUAUUUUAUUUUUAGUUUAUGAUCAGGAGUUUUAGGAAUAAUAUUAAGUCUAUUAAUUCGUGUAGAGUUAGGUCAACCUGGUUCUUUUAUUGGAGAUGAUCAGAUUUAUAAUACUAUUGUUACUUCUCAUGCUUUUGUAAUAAUUUUUUUUAUAGUUAUACCUGCUAUAAUUGGAGGUUUUGGUAAUUGGUUAGUUCCUUUAAUAAUUUCUGCACCAGAUAUAGCUUUUCCACGUUUAAAUAAUAUAAGUUUUUGAUUAUUAGUACCUUCUCUUAGUUUAUUAAUUUUUUCUUCUUUUAUUGAAAGUGGAGUAGGUACAGGUUGAACGGUUUAUCCUCCUUUAUCAGGAAAUUUAUUUCAUAGAGGUGUAGCAGUUGAUUUAGGAAUUUUAAGUUUGCAUUUAGCUGGAAUCUCCUCUAUUAUAAGAUCUAUUAAUUUUAUUGCUACUAUUUUAAAUAUACGUGUAAAGGGGAUAAAUCUUGAAAUAAUGCCUUUAUUUGUAUGGUCUGUUUUUAUUACUACUAUUUUAUUAUUAUUAUCUUUGCCUGUUUUAGCUGGAGCUAUUACAAUAUUGUUAACAGAUCGAAAUUUUAAUACUACAUUUUUUGAUCCUAGAGGUGGUGGUGAUCCUAUUUUAUAUCAACAUUUAUUUUGAUUUUUUGGACACCCAGAAGUUUAUAUUUUAAUUUUGCCUGGUUUUGGUAUUAUUUCUCAUGUAAUUUGUAUACAAAGAGGGAAGAAGCAGCCUUUUGGAAAUUUAGGGAUAAUUUACGCUAUAAUAACUAUCGGUAUUUUAGGUUUUAUUGUAUGGGCUCAUCAUAUAUUUACAGUAGGAAUAGAUAUUGAUACUCGAGCAUAUUUUACUGCAGCUACAAUAAUUAUUGCGGUUCCUACUGGUAUUAAAAUUUUUUCUUGAUUAGCAACAAUUCAUGGUUCUAUAGUUAAAUUAGAUGUCCCGAUAAUUUGAUCUUUAGGUUUUAUUUUUUUAUUUACUUUAGGGGGUAUUACUGGUGUAAUUUUAGCUAAUUCUUCUAUUGAUAUUGUUUUACAUGAUACUUAUUAUGUAGUAGCACAUUUUCACUAUGUAUUAAGAAUAGGGGCUGUAUUUGCUAUUAUUGCUGGGGUUGUAAAUUGAUUUCCUAUAUUUUUUGGAAUAAGAAUGAAUUCUAAAUUUUUAAAGGUUCAUUUUCUAAUAAUAUUUAUUGGAGUAAAUAUAACUUUUUUUCCUCAACAUUUUUUAGGUUUAAGUGGAAUACCUCGUCGUUAUUCAGAUUAUCCUGAUUUUUACAGAAGGUGAAAUAUAAUAUCUAGUCUAGGUUCAUUAAUAUCUGUAUUAAGAAUAUGUUUAUUUUUAUUUAUUUUAUGAGAGGCUAUAGUGGUAAAACGAAUAGUAGUUUAUUCUCAUAAUAUAAGAACUAGUUUGGAGUGAAAUUUUAAUUUUCCUCCAGUUGCUCAUACUUUUAAUGAAGUAGUAGUAAUUUAUACUAAAUAG
Varroa destructor (honeybee mite) is the source of this 1545-nucleotide messenger RNA. The record is from the annotation of a RefSeq genome assembly. Lineage: Eukaryota; Metazoa; Arthropoda; Arachnida; Mesostigmata; Varroidae.